AUGGGCCGAGAGCAAGAGACGCAAGUGCGUUCCUGGGGCUUCGGCCACGUCUUUACUUGGAGUGAUGGACCCGUCACCCGAGGCUGGACAGACUCUUGGACGCAGGGACUGACGUCAUACUGCGACAGCAACGCGCAUUAUCCUCCUCACUCUCACUCCGGGCUGACAACUCAUCUCGUCGUCGCUGGCGAGAUGACGCUGUGGUACCCAAAUGAGCCCGAUAGGGAGAAGAAGACGUAUGGCGUUGGGUCUAGAGUAGAUGUUGAUGCUGGAAGGGUUCAUGAAGUUUGGAUGGGAGACCAAGGCUGUACGUAUGUUAUUGGGGAGUAG
Messenger RNA from Metarhizium brunneum ARSEF 3297, 330 nucleotides. RefSeq lists its product as uncharacterized. NCBI's taxonomy places the organism in Eukaryota, Fungi, Ascomycota, Sordariomycetes, Hypocreales, Clavicipitaceae. The record is from RefSeq and is a predicted model, not a curated record.